AGGGAGAGAAGGGGCGGAAGGGGUGUGGUUGUGGAUUUUGUGGAUGUCCGACAGGAAAACGAAAACAUCGCGUAUUUCUUCUGUUUGUUUUCGGGAAAUUCACAAAUUUCCGGACGACUCUUUCGAGUUUUACACCAAAAAACUAAUAUUGAUCAUUUUUUUCUGAACCAUGGCUGCAACCCUGCGCCCUUAUCUAACCGCUGUCCGGCACACCCUCACUGCGGCAAUGUGCCUUGACAACUUUUCCUCUCAGGUCGUAGAGCGACACAACAAGCCAGAAGUUGAGGUAAGAACAAGCAAGGAAUUGCUGUUAACGCCUGUGUUGAUAAGCCGCAACGAGAAAGAAAGAGUCUUGAUUGAAGGCUCUAUUAAUUCGGUGAGAGUUAGCAUAGCUGUGAAGCAGGCGGAUGAGAUUGAGAGGAUCCUGUGUCACAAAUUCAUGCGCUUCAUGAUGAUGCGGGCUGAGAACUUCAUCAUUCUGAGACGAAAGCCAAUUGAGGGUUACGACAUCAGCUUCCUUAUCACGAACUUCCACACGGAGCAAAUGUACAAGCACAAGCUUGUGGACUUUGUUAUUCAGUUCAUGGAGGAAAUUGACAAGGAGAUUUCCGAGAUGAAACUUGCUGUGAAUGCCAGGGCACGCAUCUGUGCUGAAGAACUUCUGAAGAGGUUUUGAAUGUCCAGCAAAUUAUUUUUUACUUUUCAUGUAUUUUAUUCUAAGUUGUAGAGCGCAAAGCUCAUAAGUGGCCAAUGAUCGAACGGCGUUUUUAAUAAUUAAAAAAUAUGUAAUUGUUGCAGUCAUUCCUAACUUUAAGCCACUUCAGUAUCUAAGUUUAUCAUUAUUUUCCCUUGCUGUUCAUACAUUUGUGGAUUCAAUUGAAAUACAACUCAAUUAUAA
Molecule: messenger RNA, 898 nt
Organism: Neocloeon triangulifer
Lineage: Eukaryota; Metazoa; Arthropoda; Insecta; Ephemeroptera; Baetidae
Gene: Arpc4
Product: actin-related protein 2/3 complex subunit 4
Exons: 4
Coding region: 170-676 (168 amino acids)
Biological process (GO): actin filament polymerization; Arp2/3 complex-mediated actin nucleation
Cellular component (GO): actin cytoskeleton; Arp2/3 protein complex
Molecular function (GO): actin filament binding
Source: RefSeq, a predicted model, not a curated record